GUACACACAUUAAGUCGAGAGCCGCCCAGGGGGCUGUUCGUGCACCUCUUGCCGCCGUCGCUGCCCACCCGCCCGACCUGCCUGACGGGCUCCUGCGCUCGUCCGCGGAGCAGAGAAGCAGCCAUGAAUCUGGGGGAUGGUUUAAAGCUUGAAACUGAAAUACUGGAUGGAAAACCUAGAUUGAUAGUGGCUCCUUGUGUAAGUAAGUCGAAACCAGGCAUAAGGAUAUGUAAUAAAAACAAGAUCUUAAAAUACACAUCAAGAUCAAAACCAAAUGGGCAUAUUCUGAAAUCAGUGCAAACAUCCUGUGAGAAGAAUGAAUGUUUAACAAAACAGAAGACUGGAUCAAGACUUUCAGUGACCAAAGGUAGUAAACAUCCUGAAACUGUGAUGUUUACCAAGGAUUCAUCAAAAGAACCCUGUAAUAAAGAUGAUGCUUUUAUAAUUCAAAAAGACAAUACAACUGCAAAGCCAAAUAAUAUCAAAAUCUCAGCUAAGAAGCCUUUGGCAUCCAACAAGAAAUUUAAGAAGCAUUCUGUUUCUGUUGAGGAUCUAAGGGACAAUUUGGUAUGCUUAACACAACAGCAGCUGGAGCAGAUUUUAAUGGCAGUAAAAGAAGGAACCCACGGAGCCCCGCAGCUUCUGGAUGAAAAGAAGGCAGGAACAAUGCCAAACUAUUCAGACACUAAAACUUCUGCUGAUCAGACUUCAGAAGAAAAUGUAAUGGGAUUACUUCAGAAAGUUGGUGAUGUUCCAUCUGUUCCAAGUGAAAGUAGUUUUUAUUCAAACAAAAAACAAGGAAUCUCUAGACAUGCUGAACAGAAAAUAAUUACGAAUUCAUGGAAACCAGCUGACAUGUUUAGUACUCUGGGAGAACGAGAGUGGGAUAAAACCCUGUUAGAUGCUAAGAAAUCUCAGUGGAAGAAAGAACUAGAUGAACAAGUAGCUUUGAAGAAGAAACUAAAAGAAACUUUGGAAACAGAGUCCAGAUUCCACCAGCGGCAGGCAAUUGAUACAGUGAAGAGCUGCUUAGAAAAAGGACAAAACGCUCAUCAAGUAAAGAUAACACUUUCAGAUGAUUUUGCGGCAGCAGAAGAUGCCCAUAUUCAGAGAUCUUCAGCCACUGAGUCUAGUGAAACUUCUCCUAGUGUGUCCAGUGGUCGAACUGAACAGUUCUCUAGUUUCAGUUCUCCUGAUUUGCCAGCUGCUAUUCGAACAGCAUUUGUGUUAGGGGAAGCAACACCAGUAGAGCACCCUUUUAGUGCUGUGAAACGUGAACAACAGAAAAAAUGGCUUGAAGAGCUUGAUAAGCAAAAGGAAGCUGACAAGCUGCGAAAAAUGGAAGAAAAAUGUAAUUUUUCCAAGGGUGAAGAGCAUGACAGGUGGACAAUACAUUUUGAUUCUUUUAAGAAUCAUAUGAAUUCAUUUGUACAAUAUCCUUUAAAUACCACAUAUCAAAAGACUCCUGAGACUGCACAGCCCUCCCAGGACUCCCCUGACCAGGCAGCUUGUACAUCUGCAGCUUUGUCUCAUCACACACCUCUAGAGAUGGAAAUUCCAGGAAAAGCCAUUGGAACCCAUAUUUCAGAGCCAAGUCAAAAAGCCAGUUUCCUUCGUUCAAUGACUGCUCUUCUGGAUCCUGCUCAGAUCGAGGAACGAGGGAGGCGACGACAAAAACAAUUAGAGCAUCAGAAAGCCAUAAUGGCGCAAGUAGAAGAAAAGCAAAAAAAGAAACAGGUGGAAGAGGAACAAAGAAGACUGGAAGAACAAGAAGAAGAGUGCCGGCUUGCUAGAGAACAGGAAUUGAUGAAGAAACAGUUUGAAGAAGAUCUGCUGAAGCAGAAACAAAAAGAGGAAAUCAUGACCCUUAAAACAAAUGAGUUGUAUCAAACAAUGCAGAGAGCUCAAGAAUUAGCUCAAAGGUUAAAGCAGGAGCAGCGAAUUAAAGAGUUGGCUCAGAAAGGACAUGAUACAUCAAAACUGCAGAAGAAUCUUGGUGGCGGUGAUGUGCCAAAAGAGAAUAAUUACACCGACUUGAAUGGGGUUUUAGAGACCCAUGAUCAUCACAAGCACUGUUCUGCAGAGAAUAGCAGCGAAGUAAACGAGAGAGACAAAACUAAUUUCUCUCCUCGGAAAGACACAGCUGUGCAGACAGAGGUUGCAGUCACUGAUUUCCACACUGAUUCUGAAGUUUCUCCUACGCCAGUUUGGGAAGGACAAAUGGACUGUGCAUCUCCAGAUGUUGCUGUAGAAUAUAAAAUGGACAUCAGCAAUAAAAGAAGUAAGAAAGAAGCACAAUAUCUAGAUAAAAAGAUUUCAGAAAAAGAGAAUAUUAUCAGCUGUUGCAGUUGCUAUGAACAAUGCUCCCAAAAACAGAAACAUCCCAAGGCAGUGGGGAAAAAUGGGAAAAGGCUGGACUGGAACAUAAACAAACCUUGCAAAAGAUAUAUUCCAGCCUCCGAGAAAUAUCCUAGACUCCAGCAAAAGCAACGGGAAGAAAAGAAAGCACAGCGACAAAUGGCACUGCUUCACUUGGUUGAAAGAAACAGCCCUGGCAAUCUUUGCAAGAAAAAAGGUGUUUCUCCAGAUAGAACCCUCUCACCUCGCCAGGAAGAAGAUGAGGUCCAAAGUAAGGGAGAACAAUCUCCAAAAAAUAAUUUAUUUGAACAAAGAUCUGACUCCCCACCUGUUCCAGCAGUUAAAAACAGAUUACAUCAGCAAAUAAAGACUUCUGAUUCCCCAGUUCAUAAUAGCAAAAAUGGAAGCCAGAAGAGUAUUUCUACAGAUCAGCAUCGGAGUGAAAGGCCUCUUCCAAGUGCUGAAGCUGAAAGGCCUCCUUCAUCUCACUUUGUUCCUUAUGUGCGAACAAAUGAAGUCUAUUACCUUGAUCCAGAUGCACCCUUGACUAGGCCCUCCACGCAUGAGCCACAAUACCAGCAGCUGAAUGAUGCUUACCAUAAACCACGGCAGAUUUUUAGCUCCGAUCACAUAAGGGAUCCUCUUUUUAAUCCUAACAUGGUGAGAGACAGGCAGCAAGCCAUACUCAAAGGACUUUCAGAGCUGCGACAGGGCCUCCUUCAGAAGCAGAAAGAACUGGAGACAUGCCUUAUUCCGAGUGUUUUGAGUCAAGAAGAAAACUUUAUUUUACCGCUUUAAGAAUUUCAGCUAUGAUGAAUGGAUGUUUUGCUGUGUUGGCACUUUAUACUACUGUAAUUAUGAACCAAGUUUGUAGAAUAUGGACUUUGGUGUAUUUAGGGUAAACUUCCAGUAAUGGAGGAAGAAUUUUAUUUCACAUAAUACUGUAUGAUGUGACUUUGUUUACACAAUAUUUGUAUAACUAAUUUAAAUUCUAUGUGAGUAUUUAGCAUGAGAAAUAAAAUACUUGAAUUUUGAAUAUCCCUGGCUACUAGUGUUGCAUUUUGUCAUAUAAGCAAUGGUUCAGAUACAUCAACCCAUGUUUAAAAGCUGUUCCCAGAAAAAUCUUAAUUAAAUCAUUUCAAACAUA
Candoia aspera is the source of this 3505-nucleotide messenger RNA. It is a transcript of the gene CCDC66, whose product is annotated as coiled-coil domain containing 66. Gene Ontology annotation, biological process: cilium assembly. The transcript has 19 exons. The record is from RefSeq and is a predicted model, not a curated record. Gene Ontology annotation, molecular function: microtubule binding. Gene Ontology annotation, cellular component: microtubule; cilium. NCBI's taxonomy places the organism in Eukaryota, Metazoa, Chordata, Lepidosauria, Squamata, Candoiidae. The coding region runs from base 124 to 3156 and encodes 1010 amino acids.